AUGUUUUUAUCGACUCUAACACCGUUACUUUUACUUCUAGUUUUACUAUCAAUAUAUGAAACAAAUGGUACAAAUCUUACUUUUAUUCCACAAUCUAUUCAUAUUACAACUGCUGAUCUUCCUCAACCAAAUACUUCAUUAUCAGUUACUAGAACUGCUCAAAUCAUUCCUGUACCAUCAGAUCCAUUAUUCUAUACUCCCACUGGAUUUACAACCAAAUUAUAUAUGAGUGGACUUUCAUCACCACGUUAUCUUAUUUAUACACCAACAAAUGAUAUACUUGUUAGUGAACCAGAUGCAAAUCGAAUAUCUUGUUUAGUUGAUACUGAUCAGAAUGGUUACCCUGACCAAAGAUUAACAUUUGCUGAUGCAUCUAAUGGACUUAAUUCACCAUAUGGUAUGCUUUUUUCUAAUGGAUAUUUCUAUGUUGGUAAUCAAGAUGCAACUCGAAGAUAUUUAUGGACGUCAGGAAGUCGAAAUAUUACAGGUACAGGUGAAAUUAUAAUGAGUUAUUCUCAAGGUGGACAUACAACUCGAACUAUUCUUAUAUCACCCGUUAAUAAUAAAUUAUUUGUUAGCAUUGGUUCAGCAUCUGAUGAUGAUGUUGAAUCAUUGCCACGUGCAUCUAUUCAACAAGCUAAUCAAAAUGGUAGUAAUCAAACAACAUAUGCAUAUGGCCUUCGAAAUGCAGUUGGUUUAGCUUUUCAUCCAAAAACAAAUGAUCUUUAUGUAACAUGUCAAGAAAGAGAUAGACUUGGUGAUGAUCUUGUACCUGAUUAUUUUACACGUGUAAAUGAAAAUGAUUUUUAUGGAUGGCCAUAUGCAUAUUUAAGUUCAAAUUUAACUGAUCCACGUUUAUGUUUUAGUAAUGGAACAAGUGAACGACCUGAUUUAGUAUCAAUUACAAAAACACCUGAUGUUUUAUUUCAAGCACAUUCAGCUGUUCUUGAUAUGCGUUUUUAUACAGGCACUCAAUUUCCAAAUCGUUAUCAAAAUGGUGCAUUUGCUGCAUUUCAUGGUUCAUGGAAUCGAAAUAAUGGAACUGGUUAUAAAAUUAUAUUUAUUCCAUUUGAUAAUGCAACAAAUCGACCAUUAGGUACAUAUGAAGAUUUUUUAUAUGGAUUUUUAACAAAUGCAUCCGGACCAGAUACAUUUGGACGUCCAGUUGGAUUAUUAGUUUUAAAAGAUGGAAGUUUAUUAUUUAGUGAAGAUGGAAAUAAUCGUACAUAUCUAAUACAAUAUAAUCAAAGUGCUAAUAAUAGUAGAGUUCGUGCGUCAGCCCAUGAAUUCUGUAUGACACCAAUUGCUGCAUCAAUGAACGUUCUAGCAGCAUCCGAAGAGCCAUUAUUAGCGCAAUUGUGA
Molecule: messenger RNA, 1362 nt
Organism: Adineta steineri
Lineage: Eukaryota; Metazoa; Rotifera; Eurotatoria; Adinetida; Adinetidae
Source: the annotation of a GenBank genome assembly